AUGGCGCCUCGGGAAGCGACGGGUACUUUCCCGGAUCAGUACCUGACCUUCGAUUACGAGUCUGCGGUUCCUUUAGGAGUUCCUCCGGUAGCGCAGGAUCCCGUGCACGACGGAAUCGAAGGUCACGGAGCGGAUCACGGGGAGGAAGGCCCGAGCCCUUCCCUCGUAGGGGAUGCGUUGAACCCCGUAGGAACGGGUACUCCUGCUCCCGCCGAACCGUAUCGCACGGUUUCCAACGAAGCAAUUGAUCCCUUGUCCAUUGAUCCCACCAGUGCUUUAGAACAACAACAACAACAACAACAACAACAACAACAACAACAUCCCGAUACGUGGGGAAAUGGUCCCGUUGCGGAGGAAGCGUUGGAAACUACGGAGUCCCGUCCCCCAAUGGCGGUUGGACGUCCCUUUUCGUCUGGCUCGUCCGUUGGAGCUCCUGUUGUCUCCAUGGAUCUCGGCAACUCGGUCGAAGACACGGCGUCGGAAGGACCUAUCAGCACCGGUUCUACUUAUCUCAACGCAUUCACGGCCCCCCAUUCUCCCCGUUCGCUGGCAGUCUCGCCUCUGACAACGCAGAGUCGUGUCGGGACUCUGCGUGGAUUGUUGCCCUUCCAGUCGGUGCUGGACGCAACGUUGGCGCUCGACAGUGACGAAGAUGUGCUUGAUCACGACGCUCCAGCUUUGGAAAGCACGUUUGACAGUGUCGCGAGUUCCGUCGAUGAAACGAACGGCAACGCGUGGGGCGAAUCCCAUUUGGUGGAGGAAUCCUUCGAUGAUCAACAGAGUCACGCGGCGUCCGACGAUUCCUCACUCCAACACAUAUUCCGCAACGCCGCCUUUGAUGGGGACGAAUCGGCCCCCGCCACACCGCUCAACGUGCCGACCAAUAUCAAUUCACCGUUGUCUCCGAAUUCGAUUAUGCUUUCCUUCGGCGAAGACACUACCGUCAACGAUCUCAAGUACUUUGCGGAACGGGGCUGCAUUGUGCCUCUGUUGGAAGCCUUGAAUACCACACGACUCGUGACACUCGGUACCCGCAUGCUGGCGGAUUACGCAAAAAUGGCGCAUCGACGAGCCGCCGUUGCGUCCAACCGCCGAAUUCUACAAUUUGUACAACACGUCAUGUUGAGUUCGUCGGUGGACGGGUUGGGAAGAGAGUACGCGGUCGAAACCAUCCGGAGCUUGACGGCCACGGAAGCCAGCGAUGCCUAUCUAAUGCAAGCACACGGGUUACUGAGUACCUUGGCGCUAGUCGCGCGGGGUGGACCCUUUGCCCGGCACGUACAGGAAAACAACGUGGUGUACACCGUUCCGUUGGCUUCGGAAAAGGCACAGCUGCACGCAUGUAUCGCGAUCAUGAAUCUGAGUUGCGGCAAGGGGAACAAAAUUGAAAUUGCCAAAAUUCCGAACGUGCUAGAGUCAAUGCGAGACGUCAUGCUCAAUUCCGCGGACGAGGCACGGCUCAAGGCUACGACGUGCGUCAAGAACUUGAGUAACGCGGACGCCAACGACGCGGCGUUGUUGGGGACGCCGGGAUUGGUGGAAGCCUUGGGACACGUGGCGGCAUUUACGUGCUCGCCGGAAACAGGAGCGACACCGUGCACUACCAACGCAUGUUUGUCCCUGAUGAAUUUGUCCAUCUCCAAAGCCAAUAAACAUCGUGUGUUUCGGACUCGAGGUGUCAUGGAUGCUCUCAUGGCGGUUCUGGAACGUACCACGGCUCAAGGUUCGUCCACCGAAGCACGCAUUAAGGCGUGCUCGGCUCUUUCCAAUUUAGCGAUUGGCUACGACAACAAGAUUCCCAUGUUCCAAUAUCCCGGAUUUGUGGAAUCCAUCUUAAACGUGAUUCAAACCGAUAGCGGUGAAGCUCGAACUAAAGCCUGUUCUAUUCUUUGGAGCUUUGCGGCUGAAAUGAAGAACCAGAUCCCGGUCGUGCAGCGACAAGACAUUUUGCCAGUUCUCGUACAGGUUGCUGAAGAAGACGGUACAACGGAAGCUCGUUUCAAAUGCGUAGCCGCUCUUACACUUUUGGCGGAAUCUCUACAAAAUGCCGUUCCCUUGCUGGAAACAGGCGCGCUACCACCCUUGAUGGAUAUCUUACAUCAUGCGGGACCGGAUCCCACUCAAUGGAAAGGACAGACCGCAUCUUGGUGCGUUGGCUUUCUCAUGAACAUAGCCCAGAGCGACGAAGCAGUUCUGACGCUCCGUGAAUCUGGUGUGGUAGAAUUGCUAGCACCACUACUGACUUUGGACCACUAUCAGAGUCUGAAGGCGGCAAUGGCCGUCACCUUUUGCUGUCGAUAUGAUGAAGGCGAUGAGUGUUACGAUUUGCUACGAAAAACAGAGAAUGUGAUUCCCAAGAUCAUCUGUCUCUUACACAACACUCUGUCCGGUCGAGGAGGGAACGGAUAUAAGUAUGGCGUCUUCACUCUGCGCUCAUCUGUUGGUUGCAUUGCAGCACUUGCAUCCGGUCCUGACUUUAUGAAAGAAAGAAUAGCAACUGGUCCUGUUUACGAAAGCCUUCUCAGAGUGGUAACAGACUUUUGUGUGGAUGGUGGUACUCCCGGUGCUAUUGUGGGUGGAGGGCGCGAUGACGCUUUGAGUGCGACGCUAGCCAUCCGCGCUUUGCAAUCAUUGACAGGUCAUUUGAUUCCUAUCGCGGGAAGUAGUACGCUUCCUUUUGGCCCCAAAUUUGACGAUCGAUUGCUCACGGCUCUGGAGGAAUUUGAGAAAUACGCUCACCCUGAUUUGAAGCAGGAAACGCGAGAUCUCGCUACGGACGCCAAGAUCCGUAUCCAAGGAGGUCGUAAGACGGAAAGUCCAGGGAUCAAGUAUUUUCGUGACAACGAUGGGGACGUUGACAUGGAUGUCGCUUCAUUUGGAAGCCACUGCUGCGUGUUCGAGCAGAUUCCUGGCUUUGGGGAAGACUUCUUGCAGGCGUUAACGCUUCCGUCUUUGAACGAAAGACAGUGUUCGCCUCCGAUUGCUCCAGCUCCAAGUAUUGUUGAAAAUGAGUCAGACGACGAGCGACCCGUCCGUACGUUCCUUUUAUCGGAAAUUAGUACUGGUCGGCGCUUUGUUGUUCCGUCUGAUCCUAGUGGAGGACGUGCAUUCAAUGACAAGCGAGAAUGGUGUUAUCGACGUGGUCGGUUUUGUACACAAGGGGAAACACCAGAUCCGAACUACGCGUGGACAGCCGAAUUGCAAAUGGCCUACGAAGCAAUUCUUGUUGGUUGUGAUACUGCUUCAUCCUCCUCAUCGUCUAUAUUGGACGAAGGGAUCCAAGGGCAAUGAGUACUAUGAGAACUCAGCAACAAUAAGGCCAUAGUAUGCAGAAAUAUUCUAAGGGUUAUAAAGCUUUAUAGAGCGUCAAGUUUUUCUCUUCUGCAGGUUUAUGCUCGCCUUGAAGUGUUCUUAAUGUUGCAUUAGUUGGAGUACGUUCUGCACCGCUCGCCUUGAUUCUCAAACAAAAGGGUAAUUUUCAAUGAGGCUUAUUCCUUGUGAAUGAUAGGAUCCAAAGAGCAACUGCACUAUUUUCGUUCGCGCUCUGUUCCUUGACAACAUAUUUCUAUCUCUUUUUUAUGUUUCACAGAUUAACAAAAUCGACACAGUGCAGUCGCAAUGUAUGAAUCAUUGCGCCAGGUACUGCUUCUACUGUCGCAGACUCGUUUCCUUCCUUCUCGAACCUUUCAAGAGAGCUCGAAUCUCUCGCGAAACUCCGCUGGCUUGUGCCAGAAUCACAGGCUCUUCACCCCAGGCGUUCUUGGCGUGAAUACUUUCGGGAAAUUUAUCCACAAGUAGUGUAAUAACUGAAGAUGCCGCAUUAUAUCGACAAGCUUCGUGCAAUGGCGUAUUCCGCAUGCUGGUCAAGGCUCGGACAGAGUCUGGAGCUGCCUUGAGGAGAGCCUUGACAAUGGAAUUCUUGCAUCUGUGCGUUUGCACCGCCAAGUGCAGCGGCAAGAAUCCUCUAAGGGGUACUUCGACAACUUCGGGAUUGGCGUUGCAUAGAAUCUUGAUGACUUUGACGGAUGCUUUGGGGUUCUGCACAGCCACUGCCAAAGGCGUUCGUUUACUGGCAUCCAGAACUUGGCAAGCCUGGUAAGUUGCCAGUGCUUCCAGGGUUUCGAUUGAGUCGGCGAUUCUACCGGACGCGCAGAGUAGAUGCAAGGCGGUCGCUCCGAAUUGGGUUAUCAAUGCCGAAGACACCUUGGCUAAAGGGGACGCCAUCAAGAUCCCUGUCAACUGAGGCGGAGUUCUGAACAAUGCACAGCAGUGGAGAGGCGAUAAUCGUUCGUUGUUGGUAAUCAACACUGGCGAAGCUCCUUCCUCCUUGCCGGAUCCAACCAGAAGCUCGGCAAGCUUGGUAACGUUCCGACCCAGAUAGCGCUCCCUUUUACGCAAGUUCUUG
Phaeodactylum tricornutum CCAP 1055/1 is the source of this 4405-nucleotide messenger RNA. RefSeq lists its product with no specific name. Lineage: Eukaryota; Bacillariophyta; Bacillariophyceae; Surirellales; Neidiaceae. The transcript has a single exon. The record is from RefSeq and is a predicted model, not a curated record. Gene Ontology annotation, biological process: nucleus-vacuole junction assembly. The coding region runs from base 1 to 3291 and encodes 1096 amino acids. Gene Ontology annotation, molecular function: protein-membrane adaptor activity; protein binding.